Molecule: messenger RNA, 2690 nt
Organism: Macaca mulatta (Rhesus monkey)
Lineage: Eukaryota; Metazoa; Chordata; Mammalia; Primates; Cercopithecidae
Source: RefSeq, a predicted model, not a curated record
AUGUGCAGCUCCCGCACCACUAUAUAAAGAUGAGGAUGAACUCUGUGGCUUUGAGUCACCAUAACUGUGACACUCACUCCUUUGCGCUUCACCAGACACAGAGCAACCGCCAGCCCCAAGAGCAGCUCCAGGCUGGAUCUGCGCCAGACACAGGAGAAAGCAGCGGGCAGGCUGAGCAGGGGUGCUGAGGAUGGAGGAAAGCUGGGAGGCUGAGCACAGCUGAAGUCCUGAGCUCCCUGUGCCGUUGACUUCUCUGUGGGCUCGAGCAAGGACCAUCCCAACUCAGGAUGAACCCUCCUUCGGGACCAAGAGUCCCGCCGAGCCCAACCCAGGAGCCCAGCUGCAUGGCCACCCCAGCCCCACCCAGCAGGUGGGACAGCUCCCAGAGCAGCAUCUCCAGCCUGGGCCAGCUUCCGUCCGUCAGUCCCACGGCAGCUGGGACUUGGGCUGCUGCCUGGGUCCCCUUCCCCACGGUUGAUGUUCCAGAUCAUGCCCACUAUACUCUGGGCACAGUGAUCUUGCUGGUGGGACUCACGGGGAUGCUGGGCAACCUGACGGUCAUCUAUACUUUCUGCAGGAGCAGAGGCCUCCGGACACCUGCCAACAUGUUCAUUAUCAACCUCGCCAUCAGCGACUUCCUCAUGUCCUUCACCCAGGCCCCUGUCUUCUUCGCCAGCAGCCUCUAUAAGCACUGGCUCUUUGGGGAGACAGGCUGCGAGUUCUAUGCCUUCUGUGGGGCUCUCUUUGGCAUCUCCUCCAUGAUCACCCUGACGGCCAUCGCCCUGGACCGCUACCUGGUAAUCACACGCCCGCUGGCCACCAUUGGUGUGGCGUCCAAGAGGCGCGCGGCAUUUGUCCUGCUGGGCGUUUGGCUCUAUGCCCUGGCCUGGAGUCUGCCACCCUUCUUUGGCUGGAGUGCCUAUGUGCCCGAGGGGUUGCUGACAUCCUGCUCCUGGGACUACAUGAGCUUCACACCGGCUGUGCGUGCCUACACCAUGCUUCUCUGCUGCUUCGUGUUCUUCCUCCCUCUGCUUAUCAUCAUCUACUGCUACAUCUUCAUCUUCAGGGCCAUCCGGGAGACAGGACAGGCUCUCCAGACCUUCGGGGCCUGCAAGGGCAGUGGCGAGUCCCUGUGGCAGCGGCAGCGGCUGCAGAGCGAGUGCAAGAUGGCCAAGAUCAUGCUGCUGGUCAUCCUCCUCUUCGUGCUCUCCUGGGCUCCCUAUUCUGCUGUGGCCCUGGUGGCCUUUGCUGGGUACGCACAUGUCCUGACACCCUACAUGAGCUCGGUGCCAGCCGUCAUCGCCAAGGCCUCUGCAAUCCACAACCCCAUCAUUUACGCCAUCACCCACCCCAAGUACAGGGUGGCAAUUGCCCAGCACCUGCCCUGCCUGGGGGUGCUGCUGGGUGUAUCACGCCGGCACAGUCACCCCUACCCCAGCUACCGCUCCACCCACCGCUCCACGCUGAUCAGCCAUACCUCCAACCUCAGCUGGAUCUCUGGACGGAGGCGCCAGGAGUCCCUGGGCUCAGAGAGUGAGGUGGGCUGGACACACAUGGAGGCAGCAGCUGUGUGGGGAGCCGCCCAGCAAGCGAAUGGGCGGUCCCUCUACGGUCAGGGUCUGGAGGACUUGGAAGCCAAGGCGCCCCCCAGACCCCAGGGACAGGAAGCAGAGACUCCAGGGAAGGUGACUGGGCCCGGUACCUGCCAAUCCGUAAAGGGGUGGGGAUUAGGGGUCAAUAGCCCAGGGAGAGGCCAAGAAAGGGAGACUUGUUCUCUUGGGCAGGGGCAAUGCCCUCCAGGAAUCACCUGCUCCCAGCACCUCUCGGCUUUUCCUUGUCUGCCUGGGGGUCUCUAUGACUCUGAGAUGCUCUGAGCAAGGCUUGCAUGUGGUCUGCGUGUGUGUAUGUGUGUGUGAUCAUGCAACUCUGACUCUGCACGGUGCUGUUGGUUGUGCUGUGCCAUGAUAAGUGUACAUGUGUGUGUUGAUAAGACUAGGAGGUCUGCAGCCGGCAGAACAUAGCUCGAGCAUGUGUGUGGCCAUGUGCCCAGCACAUGCUCUGUCACUGUAACACCCAGUGACACGUGACAGAGCAUGCCCCAAUGUGUCUGCUUUAAGCUGUGCAUAUGAGUGAGUGUGGGUGGUGUGUGCCUCUCUGUGUGACUGCAAGGUUGGACAUACCUGCGGAGGAAGGGGCUGCAAGCUGUGGAUGUGCUCACCAUGAAUGCCCUGAGAUCAGGAUGUCACCCAGAAUACUUGUGGCUAUUAAAAGAAGGCCAGCUGUCGGCCCCAAGUGCCUAUGGAACGGAAUGUCGAUGGCGAUUAGAGAAGGCCAUAUUCUAGAACACUGGAAAUGUCGUGUGCACAGGCUCCCAAGCAGCCCUUCACCCCAGCUGACAGCUCCCCAUCUGCCCCUCCUGUCACACCCACACAACACCCCCAGCUCGGCUCCUGGGCUCUCUGGCUUCCCUAGCUAGUCCAAGGCCAAAGGCACAUUCCUGCCUUCCUUCCUUCCUGAGUGCUGUGUCCCUGUGCAUCCAAGAACAAAAGUCCUGGGCUGUACCUGCAGUUGGGUAGCCUCAGCCUCUCUCAGCAUUCCCCCUGGGGGCACCGCCCCCUGUCCUGGAGCCCAGGCACUGUGCAUGCCAUAAAUGCCAGGACAAAGUCCUGGCAGUGACCCCCAGGCUGGCC